AUGGCGCACCACACGUACCUCGGCUUGUCAGUUGUUCUCUUAGUUGUCGCCGCAUGCUUCGCCACCACAACGGCGCGCCCUGUGAACGACAGAAACGGCGGAAAGGACGUAAAGGGCGGGGGACCCCCCGACGCGGGUCCGUGUCCGCUGCCCAAGCCGAUCGAGGCUGAGGCUCUCGGGAAUCUAACGGCCGGCGAGCCGUUCGCCGUUCCCAUGUGGAAAGGCGCAGCGGGAGAGCGGGGACAAGCCGUCGCCGCUAUUGUUGCGGCAGGUGCCACGUGGGAGAAUCUUACUCGUCCGCUGCCUCCCCCGCCCAAGGCCAAGAAGAACAAGAAAACACCGCCCGCCCCGCCUCCUCCAAAGUACACUUAUGCGCUUAACGGGACGUGGCUUAAUGCGAGUACACUUACAGCCUAUGACGGGCAGACAAUAAUGCAGCUGGUGGAUACGAUUAUUGCGAAGCCCGAUGAGAACUACGCGAAAUUAGAGACGUAUGCUUACGAGUCGGGUGCAGCUAGGGGGCAGUUCAAGUCGGAGCCGCUUCCGCCGCCGCAAAAGGACAAGAAGGGCGGAAAGAAUGGGGGCAAGAAUGGAGGGGGCAAGAAUGGAGGCGAUCAGUUUGGGACUCUUGUCGGAGCGGUGGGAACACGUCUCAAUGGCUCCAAUGCUGACCUCACUGGUGACGUCAACGCUACAGGCUGCAUUUCCCUCGUCGUCUUCCUUUCACCCCUAACUCUCUCAACGUCCCCUCACUUCUCCCACCUCUGUUUUUUUUUUGUUUUCUUGUCGCCUACUGUUACCAUCGACCCUCCUUACCCGCCUGUCCCUAGGCUGAACACCCGCCCCUCCCCUCCCCUCCCUGCCCCUCCCUACCCCUCCCUGCCCCUCCCUUCCCCUCCCUGCCCCUCCCUACCCUUCCCUACCCUUCCCUGCCCCUCCCUGCCCCUCCUUGCCCCUCCAUGCCCCUCCCUGCCUCUCCUUGACCCUCCCUGCCCCUCCCUGCCCCUCCCUGCCCCUCCCUGCCCCUCCCUGCCUCUCCUUGACCCUCCCUGCCCCUCCCUGCCCCUCCCUGCCACCCACCCCCUCAGCAACACCACAACAAACGACUACGACAUUCGUUUCCACGUCAGCGUGUCUCUAAACGACUCUGGAGAGCCCACUGGUGUCGUCAUCAAGAAAGGCGCUGAUGUGGCACUCAGCGUGGUCCCCAGCAGCGCCACGUGGACCAAUCGCACGCUCUCAGCAGCCGAGCGCGCCAAGCUGGGCGGCAAAGUCAACCCCAAGGGCAAGAAGGGCAAGCAGCCGCCUCCCCCGCCUCCCCCUCCCCUCGGAUACACUUACGAAACCACCGGCACUUGGCUAAGUGCUAGUACUUUGACGGCUGAUAACGGGCAGACGUACAAGGAGCUGGUGGAUGCCAUGCUAGCUGCUCCUGAUGCUUACUCUGCUCUUGUCUACACCAGGACGUUCGAGAACGGUGCGGCCUUUGGAGCUCUAACCAAGCUCACCAAGGGUGGUCAAGAAUCCGGCAUAUUGUCAAUUAAAACGAGGGUCCACUAG
Closterium sp. Naga37s-1 is the source of this 1560-nucleotide messenger RNA. NCBI's taxonomy places the organism in Eukaryota, Viridiplantae, Streptophyta, Zygnematophyceae, Desmidiales, Closteriaceae. The record is from the annotation of a GenBank genome assembly.